Molecule: messenger RNA, 1177 nt
Organism: Nematolebias whitei (Rio pearlfish)
Lineage: Eukaryota; Metazoa; Chordata; Actinopteri; Cyprinodontiformes; Rivulidae
Product: serine/threonine-protein kinase SMG1
Biological process (GO): nuclear-transcribed mRNA catabolic process, nonsense-mediated decay; phosphorylation
Molecular function (GO): protein serine/threonine kinase activity
Source: RefSeq, a predicted model, not a curated record
AUGUCUGACUGGGAGGAGACCUUGGAGAAGACCCAUGACACAUUGGAGAGACUGUCUCUCAGUGACAUCAGAAAGACUGUGCUGCUCAAGUCCACGGAGUGCUCCCCUGAGGUUGUCAACUUUCUGGCUAACAAGUCCUGUCAGUGCUAUGUGGCACUUUGUGACUGGGCCUCCGUUAAAGAGUGGCAGACCACCAUCAGUGCCCUCAAACAAAACUCCACAAACCCGGUCAACAUCAACCUGAGGACAGAUUUCAACUACAUCCAGGCUCUAAGCCACUUCGAAGAAGGAGAUCUGGCAGAAUGUGGAAGUCAGCUGGAGCUCCUGCCCGGGGAGGACUACACUUCAAUUUCUAGCAGCAAGGACAAGCUGGAUUUGAAGAAUCUUCUGCCCUCCAUGAGUCCAGAUCCAGUAGAGCUGCAGAGAGCCAUUGAGGUGCAGCUCCUUCGCACCGCUGUCAGUGCCAUGGCCAAGGCCAGCCAGCAGGAGGAGCAGAGGAGCACGUUGGAUACUUUGGUCCGUUGCCUGAAACAGACUGGAAGGAUCUGCCUGGGCCCCCUGCGCCUGUCCACCCUCACUCUCUCUGACCCCCUGCCCACCCUGCCCACUCUGCAGCUCCACUGUGCCGCCACUAUGGAAAACAGUCUCACAGGUCAAGAUGACUGUGUGAUUCCUCUCAGCAGUGAGGCUUUAAACUCAUGUAAGCAGCAAGAUGUUCAGCUUUUCCUUCAAGCCCUCAGAUACUCCAUGUUCCAACGACAGCUGCUCAGCAAGCUCAAAGGUUAUUCUUCGUCCAUAAACGGCCAUCUGCUGGAGCUUUGUCUGACUGCUGCCAAGUUCUCCCGGAAAAAAGGCAACAUAGUUUUAGCCUGUCGCCUCCUCAGCCAGUGCUGCGAUGGGACGCAGGAAAAGCAGAAGGACGACCUUUGUCUGACCUUCAGACAGCUCAGCCUGGAGGGCACCCUGGGAGAGAAAUGGGGGCCAGAGGUUCAGAUUGAAAAGGCCAAGGUCCUGAGGACAGCAGGUCAGUCGCUGACAGCCAUGGAGAUGCUGAGCACAACCGCUCUGUCUUACUGCCACGUGGGCAAGAACGAAGCUGCUGCCUGCCGCUCUCUGCUGACACUCUGCAAGUGGCUGCUGGCUGACUGGAAGGACAUGACCCCUCAGCUGAAACAGG